Messenger RNA from Elgaria multicarinata webbii, 1571 nucleotides. RefSeq names its product synaptophysin like 1 (gene SYPL1). The transcript has 5 exons. NCBI's taxonomy places the organism in Eukaryota, Metazoa, Chordata, Lepidosauria, Squamata, Anguidae. Bases 27 to 737 code for a protein of 236 amino acids. The record is from RefSeq and is a predicted model, not a curated record. Gene Ontology annotation, cellular component: synaptic vesicle; synaptic vesicle membrane.
AAUGUUUGUUUUUCUUCUCACAGAAAAUGAGUGAUUUUCACCUUGAUCUUAGCCCACUCAGGGAGCCCCUGGCUUUCAUCAAGAUCCUUGAGUGGUUCUUUUCUAUCUUUGUAUUUGGUACAUGUGGAAGCUACAAAGGUGCAACUACACUUCUAGUCUCGUGCAAAGGACUUGUGAACAAAACAGUAACGGCUGCUUUUGCCUAUCCUUUCAGGUUGAAUCAAGUUACGUUUAGUUCACCAGAUCCUAACCGAUGCAAUGGCACAUGGCCUGAGUUACACCUUGUGGGCAACUUCUCCUCCUCUGCACAGUUCUUUGUAACAUUUGCAGUCUUGAUAUUCUUGUACUGCAUGGCUGCUCUUGUGCUGUACCUUGGUUAUAUGCACAUAUAUAGGAGCGGUGGCAUUUUCCCAAUAAUUGAUUAUGUCUUUACUCUCUGUGCUGUUUUUCUGUGGCUGGUCAGCAGUACUGCCUGGGCAAAGGCCCUUGUUGACAUCAAAGUGUCAACUGGUCCACGCCUUGUGGAAGAAAUAGCUGCUUGCAAAAUACAAGGAUCCUCCUGUGUAUUUGCUUCCGUUACCAGCAUGGGAAGCCUGAAUGUGUCUGUGGUUUUCGGCUUGCUAAAUAUGAUUCUGUGGGCAGGAAAUGCUUGGUUCGUAUACAAAGAGACUAGUCUGCAUAAACCAAAUGGUAAUUCUCCAUCCUCUGGGCUCUAUCCACCUGCAUCCGGAAUCUAAACAGAUGUAGCGUCAUACCAAAACAGCCUUGUUGCAUUCUGUUUACAGUUUGAAAAUGCUGUGAUUCAAGUCCUUUAAUAGUAACUUUUUUUCAUGGAUCAAAAACUUCAAACCAUAUGCUCUGGAUUGAAAAUGUAGAAAAUUUGAAGGGAUGGUUUAUACUUCGUUGGAAAUUCUCAUUCAAUCAAACCUGAAAAUAGCCUUGUUAAAAACUAGAUGAAAAUCUUUCAGGAAAGAAUAUUUUGUACUGAUUGUAAAUAUCUGCAUUUGAUUUGUACUAAUUCUUGUCUCUCUAACUAGUACUGUUCCAAGCUCAUGUUGCACCUCCGUUCAACAUGUAAUCUGGGGAGUUCAAAAUAACUUGGUUGUGCAUCCUAAUGCUAAUAUGUGAUACCUCAUUGCUUAAGCAGGUUUGAGUUGUCUGGUUUAAAAAAAAAAAUCUGAAAUGGGUGUAUUUGCAUUUCUAAUUUCUGUAUACUUGUUUGACUGUUGCUUUAGAAGAGUAAAUAUUGGACACAACUUGAAACUUUAUGGCAUUUAAGACUGAGGCAGAUCCUCAAUAUUUAAGGUGGUAACCUGUGCCCAUUUUUAAGACAAAGUACCACCGGUGAUAACAUGUUUAAAAUGGAAACACUGUAGGUACUUGUUUAAGUGAGAGAUUCUGGUCCUGAGUGUACUAGUUACAUAAACAGGUGCAGGAAGGAAACACUGGGAAGAUGCUCCUAAUUAAUACUAAGUUUGCUGUAAAAACAAACAUGGCUGCUGCUUAGAGGAAUUGCCUGUGACACGCCUGUACUUUGGCUUCAGUUGACUUAAUAAAUCUAAGUUUCUAGG